Molecule: messenger RNA, 672 nt
Organism: Ceratosolen solmsi marchali
Lineage: Eukaryota; Metazoa; Arthropoda; Insecta; Hymenoptera; Agaonidae
Product: glutathione S-transferase-like
Exons: 3
Coding region: 1-609 (202 amino acids)
Biological process (GO): glutathione metabolic process
Molecular function (GO): glutathione transferase activity
Source: RefSeq, a predicted model, not a curated record
AUGCCUACAUAUAAAUUAACGUAUUUUCCAAAUAAAGGUCUUGCCGAACCCAUUAGAUUUCUUUUCAAUUAUGCUAAUAUCGACUUUGUCGAUGUGCGCUUAAAGGACGAUGAAUGGCUACAGCUUAAGCCUUCUACUUUAUUUGGUCAAAUUCCGAUACUGGAAGUAGAUGGUAAAAAAAUUAAUCAGUCGACUGCAAUAUGUCGUUAUUUGGCAAAGCAAUUUGGCCUUACUGGAAAAAAUGAUUGGGAAAAUCUUGAAAUUGAUGCCACUGUCGAUACUAUUAAUGAUUUGCGCAUAAUGAUAAGCACUACUCAUCGCGAAACGAAUCCUGAAGUAAAAGCCCAAAAGGAUAAAGCGGCUGGAAUCGCCAUUCCGUUUUUCAUGAAUAGAUUAGAUGAGCAAGUAAGCGUGAAUGGCGGCUUCUUCGUGGGUGGAAAACUUACCUGGGUGGAUAUCGUUUUUGCUGCACUUCUGGACACACUAAAUUUUAGAGCAGGCUUUGACAUUAUUGAGAAGAAGGAAAAUCUAAAGAAGCUAGUUGAGUUUGUGUUCAAACAACCAAAUAUCAAGAUUUGGCUGUUGAAACGACCAAGGACCGAUUAUUAGAGUUUUAAAAAAUCUUAGCUUAGAUUCUUAGGAUUUAAAAAGUAGCAUUCGAAUGAAAAUAUU